This is a messenger RNA of Haliotis rufescens (red abalone), 7612 nucleotides long. RefSeq lists its product as uncharacterized. The coding region runs from base 1315 to 4530 and encodes 1071 amino acids. The record is from RefSeq and is a predicted model, not a curated record. NCBI's taxonomy places the organism in Eukaryota, Metazoa, Mollusca, Gastropoda, Lepetellida, Haliotidae. The transcript has 31 exons.
ACACCCACUUCGGGGACAUCUUGGGAUGGUGGCAUGGCAUUCAUAGACCGUCUUUGCCCCAUGAUGGCUGUGACUUAACUGAAAUAAGUUUCUCAUUCUCUGCAAUGUAAACAACAAGGAUUCCCCAUGAGAUGUCACUAUGUGGUUACUGUGGUGAAGAUCUCCCACCAGGGACUAAAAGUGUAGAGGGAGAAGAGACGUAUCAUGAGGAAUGUAUCAAUGAAUAUAUACCAAGACGUGAACAAGCAGUUGCUGAGUUCUUGAAAUAUGCUUCUUAUGAUGGCCACGUCCUGUCCAUGGGAAUUCAUGUGAGCUACCUAUAUGGUUCAAAGCAAGAAACAGACACUAAAAAGAAAAGAAAGAAGCGAGAACAAAAAGCUAAUGAGUUGUUAAAUAAAGUUUCAGCUUUGCGCAACUCAAACUCUGGGUCCAUAUUGAUUCAUCUCGUUGGUUUAGCAAAAGAAGAUCAGUUCACUGGUGCAUUUAAUGAGUUUGCAGAUACCAAAUUAAAUUCGUUGAUUCACGAUGGAAAAUUAUUCGAUGAUGUUUAUAGAAAACAAAGAUUAAGCAAUCUUGAAGAAUGUUGUGAAUUCCAUGAUUUUCUAGUUCUGUUCGUGUCUGCAGCUUCAACUGUGACAACCUCCGACUUUAAAACCAAGGUUGCUCUUGAUGACUGCAUCCUAGACCCUACUGCUGAAUCAGUCCGAUCAUUUCUGAAGGAAAGAAAAGUGUACAACAAGACAUUCCAUGCACUUCCUGGAGUUGCCUCUACUUCUGACUUAGCAAACUUACAAGAAAGUAGAUCAGUCCAAUUCAAAAGUCACUUCUCACAGAAAGUCAAAGAAGAUGAAGUAGUUGAUUGCAUCUCUUACAAACUUCGUCUCACGGAGUAUGUAAGUGCGUUUUCCAAACUUGAAGGAGGGGGUUCUUUUUUGUAUGGCAUACACGAGAAGAAGGUGACCCAUGGUAAUUGUGGUUAUGAUUCUAAGGAACCGAUUCCACAGCCAGUAACCAUCACUGAUGAAAACAAUUUCAAGGAUACACUAGCACAAAGGAUACAGGAGAAUACUCUUGUUUGUGACUAUGAUGGUGGGGCAUCAACUGAUGCUGAUGUAGCACAGGUACGGUUAAUCCCUUCAAGAACGAACCUGGACAAGAACACUCUGAGACUCACUGGUGAGGGAGAAACUGCAGAUGCAAAAGAGGCGGUUGUUCAAGUAUCCGUGAGGUCAGUGACAGGAAUAGUGUUCUAUGAUAAACAGGGACCAUUGGCUUACAGGUAUGAUGCAAAUACCGACGAUGUCACGAGAAUGAAUGUCAAGGAAUGGUUCUGUGCAUUUACUAGAACUAAUGCCUAGGAUAAAUCAACACACACAUGCACAGGAAACAACAACGAAGCAUAAACAGUACUGUCACGAAAAAAUGUGGAAGUUGUUGAAACAAAUCGUGAAAGAGGAUGAGGGUAACUUCACUUUGGAAUCCAAUGACUUUUUUCGACCGAGCCUGAAGCAGAUUGGAAACAGUGUCUUCGAUAUCAGGAAUUACUACAUCCCUCAAGAAGGAGUGAACAUAUUACCAAGCAACAUUGAAACACCCCUGAAAGAAGUAAAGGAAAGACUUUUAGAACUUUUGGACAACCAUGCUUUUGAUUUUCUAUACAACGAUGCAGUUAACAAACGUACCAAUCAAAAUGAUGCACAAGGAGGUGUUGUGUUCAUAUCUCAAUCAUUGGCUCCCGUCUUGGAUAUCCCUACAUCGGCCCUGGCAGGUCAUGUCAUAUGUGAUGCGUUCAUCGCUCUACCUGGACAUUCUGUCCUGGUCCUCACCCUGGUUGACGGGGACUCCUUCUCAAAGGAAGUAUUGGAGUAUAACAUGUCUGUGGCUAGAGGAGUGACAGUAACACUCAGUAGAUUCAUGGACGAAUGUGUACACCCAGUACAUGGAGUGCUACCUGUCUCGACAUUAAACAACAUUGUGUCCUUUAAAGCUCACAUGGACAGACUUGUAACAAAGUCAUCACACUUUGUCACACAGGACUCACUGGUUAUGAAUCCUACCAGGUAUGGCAAAGUCCUGAACGCUUUCUGGGCAGGUGUUGCCCAGACAAAGUCUGUGAUGACAGAGCGCGGGGAAAUAGAUGAUGACAGUCUGAGAUUUCUUACAAGAGAACAAUGUAUUAUAUUAGUUGAGAACAUCAACAGUAGAGAUGUUCAGGUGAUGUGUGGACCAGGUACUGGAGCCACGACGCUGAUGCUGGAGGUGGCCAGGAGACUGAGCAGGCUGGGAGACACACUACUGGUCUGUAAAUCCCGGAAAGAGAGGGAUAGACUUAGGAAAGUGUAUCGGCCAGCUGUAUCAGCCGAUGAACUCGGUACGCUGGACAUGUCAUCAUAUACAGUCAUCGUGGAUGAAACCAACGUGACAAGAAACUACCCAGUAUGUUCACGCUGGGGAUUUACAAACAUUCAAGAGGAAUUGGCAAACCUGAAGAUGCGUACUACAGCCAUGAAAGAUGUGGACACCGUGAAAGGACAGGUAGAUGCAUUAGAGAGUGAUGAAUGUCAAAGCCAAAUAAACUUCCUUUUUGAAGAAAUGGAUGUGUUGCGGCUGUUUUCCGUGAAAAUAAAGCGCUUCAUGACUGAACUUGAUCGAAAGAAAAAGGCACUUCGACACCCUCCAGUUGACGACCUUUCACCAGUGUGUGGCGGUCGGGACCUCCUGGCGAUUAGGAUGAAACCUCAACUCAUGGAGUUUAAACAGAGAAUACAUGGACAGGAAGAUGUUCUGGACAGCAUAAAAGAGUUUCUAGUUGAAGACAAGAUCCUCAUUGGUUAUUUCCAGACUACAAUAGAUUCUUGGAUAAUGAAACAGCGGCGGCCAGAUUUGUAUGUUUGGGAGUAUGAUGCACAUAUUGAUGAUUCCGCAGCCAUAAACCUUGAAAGGGAACUGCAACGCGUCACCAAGCAGUUGCAGGUAAAGAUGGAGAGAAACAGUGAAAGAGCUGACGAGGAGAUUCCUGCAAAUCUGGUGGACGUGGAUAAAGGGGAUGACUCAGUGAGUAAACCACACGUGGACGUCCCACAAGCAGCUCCCAGCGCCCCUACGCCACGAAGUGUGUCACCGCUGCCGUCACAACAGAAUAUAUCUGAAGGAAGGGUGCGAUCUUUCUUUCCCCAAUCAAACCAAUGCAAGGAUUCGGAUUCCGGAGACAAAGAAAAAGACGUGACGAAGACAGGGGACGUGGGGCCGAUGUCAAUACAGUUCCAGGAUAUGAUGAAAAGGGCCGAAGAUAUGGACGAGUCUCAUAGCAGUCACUUUGAUGAGCCAUCUAUAUCAAAGGGGACGUUGAGUGAUGACUACACUGCAAGUCAAGAACGGGACAUGAGAGCUGCAGAGACAGCUAUAGGUAUUGCAGAGAUCGCCGAACAAGAGAAGAGGUUGCUGACCUUAGAGGAGGAACAAGACCAUCAAAAACGACACCUUGAUUCGCUGUACUGUGACCUUCCUCAUGAGUGGCUCAUCAAAGUGCACUACCUACAGAGACACCAGGAUGUGUUGUCCCUGUGCGACGUGCAGCUGCCGGAAGUCAUCAGUGAGAUGGUCAGACCCGGACCUUCCCUCAUCCAGACAGCCAAGUUAGAGAUUUCUCCAGAAGAUAAAAUCCACCAGAGGCCUGUGAAGAGAAGUCAGAUUGCCAAACUGAGGCGGUUUCAACAGGGGUUGCUGAAGGAGAGUGACUUGUUUGACAUCAUAGGAAACAUGAUUGUCGAUGAAGAAGACCACCUCGCCUCUUUACAAGCACUGAAUGGGCCUGUGUAUGUGGUGGGACCAUCCUCUCUUCAGGUUGUGUGUCCUAAACUACAUCUAGACGCCGCUCGAGCCAACACAACAUACUGCCACGUAACUACAGACGGUGAACUGGUCAACUGGGAGCCCGACACAUGGUCACAUGACAGGCGCAGGCUACAGGAGUAUAUAGGGACCUGUGCCUCCACCCCCAUCCCCCUUUCUCCACCCCACCCCGCUCUCAUCCCGGUAUACAACACACCCAGAUACUGGGAGACAAGGUCAAGGUUGCGGGAGGUGGACGUAGGGUGGCCGUAUGUCCUGGAGAUUGGGGUGAUGGAGGCAGGACAGGUGGACAGUGAGAUGUAUGUUUCUCUACAGCGUCGUUCCUGGUGUGUCAGUGUAGCGAGAUGUGACAGACACGGGGGGAGUUUCUGUACCACGGUGUGUCGGGAGGAGGAGCGGGGCAAGUGUCACCAGAACACCAUGUCCCUCACUCCCGGCACACAGGCCACCCUCCACUAUGGCGUGGUGCUGGAUGUGGGGAGGGGCAGAGUGGCCUUCAUCGAUCUCAACAGAGGGAUUGUUUUAGGGAAGUUUGAUGAGAGGUUCGGGGAAGACCUGUACCCCGUGUGUAGUGUGCCGCCGUCAGGUGUCUGUACUGUCAACAUGGAGCUGAUCAGCGGGGACAACAUCGCCAUCACUGGCACCAAGAUGUCACUGAUUCAUGACGCGCUGACAUAGGAAAUAAACAAGACAUGAGACUGUUUGAAGUUAUCAGUGUAACCAGAGACCAUAUAACAGAUUAUUGUAUGGUAUCUGGUGUAACUGAGAGAUUUAUAUCAGCUGUUUCAAUUACGUGUACUAACUGAGAGAAGCGGACAUAUAAGCGUCUGGUUUCUAUGUUAUUUCAUGUUCACAAAAAGUAACGAAGUUUGCUAAAUGUGAUGUUUUGCUGCACGAGAGGGUUCUCCAGUGUUUACAAAGUAUUUAGAAUUCUCACAUGAGUAUCUUUAUGUUGAAAUUAUUGCUGUAGUGACUUCCAACAUGAGACACGGUGUGAUGUUUUGAGAGUGAUGUGAUAUGAAAAUGAGUGAAGUGAAGUUUUACAAAAAAAUGUUUCAAAUAGCAAUUUUCUUCUUUUCACAUCACUUGCCUGUGAAUUAUAACUGUUUUGAAUCCAAACAUUAAUAGUUUCAUCAUCAGGAUGUUUUUGUAGCAGCUUAAACUAUGACACAGUAUGUGGUUCUCUGAUCAUGACAUGCGUCCGAGAGCACAAGAUUGACAACAGAUUUCUUUAUUUCACUUCACUUGCCUGUAGAUUACACAUGUAUUUAAGAAUUGAAGAUCAGUUUGGAUGGGUUCAUUGAAGUGUGAACGAUUUAAAAGCGCUGAUUAAACUGUGUCUAAGUUUCACAAGCGCCUUGUGGAAUGUGAACUGGUGGGGAUUGAACGGCGUGCUCUGAAACUCGCGUGUUUUGUGUUACUUUUCAAGGUCAAGGUGUGUUAUAUUUGGAGCUUGGGAUUUGUCGUGUAUGCUGUAAUACUUUGCUUACCUGAUGUCAGCUUCGUUUCUGUGCCCCGUCCUUCCUCAUGUGCCGCCGCUUCUCGGCCUAGAAUACGCACACGAAGGAGGUCGACCAACUCAGAAACCGGACUAGUAGUUCCGUCAACGGGCAUUUUCUCGUCUCCGAUGACAAGGCGACUAUGCUUGACGUAAGAGGCGACUAAUGGGAUCGGGUGGACAGGCUCGCUGACUUGGUUGAUGCAUGUCACCGUAUCCCAAUUGCGUGGAUCGAUGCUCAUGAUAGUAAUCACUGGAUUGUCUGGUCCAGACUCGAUUAUUUACAGACUGACGUCAUAUAGCUGGAAUAUUGCUGAGUGCGGCGUUAAACAACAAACCAACCGUCUCCGAUGACCAAUCGGUAAAACGGGUAGAUCUCUAGAUCGAAGCAAGUUUAUUAUUAUUAUUUUUUUAUUUCAAGUUUCUUUCCUUACCUUUUUUAUGUCUUAUAUUUUUAAAAGCUAGAUUAAUUUUAUUUGGCUUACCAUUGAACAUUUUCAGAGCCUAUUAAUUUAGUGUUUUUAAUUGUAGAUUUGCUGUGUCUUGGUUUCUCAAAAUCUUGUAGGGUUUUUUCUGAUACGAAUGUGAAUCAGGUUUUAGUUUGGGAUUGAUCAGGAGCAGUCGCUUUGAUCUGUGUCGACGGCCACAUCUGAUCAGGGUACAACAUUGAUGUCAUUUGCAAUUGCCUUGGUGCUAAAUUCCUGUCAUUUCCGAAAACAAGGCAUCAAAGUCAAUAUCCGUCAAUAAAUCAAUUUCGCUCACCUCAGUAAGUUUACAGAAUUCUUUUUCUUCACUUGCGUUAUUGGUAUUGAUAGAUAGCCAUUCCAUAUACAAAUCACCGUAAGGACAAUCCAUUUUGUUUCAUGCAGCAGACGAAAAAUACUAAAUUAAUUAUAUUUCUGAUAAAUGCAGUGAUUAAAAAGAAAAAAGAAAAACAAGUGAAUUGUUAACACCGAUCGAAAAUUCGGGGAAAUCUUGGAAAGAAGUUCUGGCAAAAGUUCACAGGAUCAAUUUCACAAAAAAAUGUUCACAUCGUGUGAGCUUUUCUGUCCGUUCACAGGUGUGUGAACUCCAAAUAUCUGAUCACGUGACUAACCAUUCAGCCAAUCAGCAUGAAAGAACAGUGUAAACUUUAAAGUAUGAAAUUAUUCACUUUUUAAACCUAUUAUUAUUGUCGCAGCUUAUGUGAAGAUCCGAGCUAAAAUUAGUCUUCAGCAACCCAUGCUGUUGUAAGAGGCGACUAACAUGUUCGGUGAAGUGGUUGACUUCAAAUUGCAUAGAUCGAUGCUCGUGAUAUCAAUCACUCGAUUGUCUGGCCUAGACGCUAUUAUUUACGGGCCACCGUCAUAUAGCUGGAACAUUGCUGAGUGUGGCGUUGAACAAGAAACAAACUAACAUAUGAUAUAUUGGUUAUUGCCUGAAGAAUGACAGGCUUUGUAAUAGUCAGACCACAAGAGUGACACAAGUUGUUCAAAUAAUAAUGUUGGGCAUUUCAAAUGUUUUCAAUCGAGCAUUGACAGUUUUAUGGCUACUUUUUUAGCAGAACACAGUAUUUCACAUGGUGUUUACCGGACUUAGUUUAGCGUCAACACGUGGCUGUGAAUAUCCAGAGAAUAACAUUGUCUGAGCUGCACGAAUUAUCUGCCGUGUGUGAAUUAAACAUUCUAACAACGCGCUGAGAAAUGAGAUUAUCUGUUAUAGCUAGAAUAGGUAUAAAUACGGACGACAGACAGUCAGAAAUCAGUGUGUGGCUUUCUAAUAAACUGACUGUUUAUUCACUCAGGUAAGAAACCUUACUAUCUUGUACUAUGUUAAUUCUUAACAUUGGCAAUACCUGUAUGUUUAAUUGGUAACUGAAAAUGUCAUACUUGUGUGUAUAUCUUAGCUAUUUCCAUUGUACUACUUCUGUGUACAGAUUAUGCCAAAUAUGUUAAUUUACCGUUUGGAAUAUGCAUUGUGGCUUAACUGAAUGUAUCUUGUGUGAAUACCUACUCGGGUAUGUAUAAGUUAGAGUUUGUCGGGUAUAUACAAUUCAAUCACAUGUAAACUGUUGUAUUACGUUGUGUACCUUGGAAUAUGAAUAUGACUUAUGCAGUAUGUAUCUUGUGUAAUGAUUCUAUAUCAUGUUCAUCUAAUGUUCUUCACAUAUAUGUACUUCUAUUACUGAUUGUAAACAUUCUCUAAUAAUUGAUUGUAAACAUUUCUAAUUGACUGAUUAUAUAUAAGACUCUGUGGCUGUCUAAUAAACUGACUGUCUAUUCA